This is a messenger RNA of Aphidius gifuensis, 1853 nucleotides long. RefSeq names its product transcription initiation factor IIB-like. Gene Ontology annotation, molecular function: RNA polymerase II general transcription initiation factor activity; TBP-class protein binding. Gene Ontology annotation, cellular component: transcription preinitiation complex; nucleus. The transcript has 6 exons. The record is from RefSeq and is a predicted model, not a curated record. The coding region runs from base 256 to 1203 and encodes 315 amino acids. NCBI's taxonomy places the organism in Eukaryota, Metazoa, Arthropoda, Insecta, Hymenoptera, Braconidae. Gene Ontology annotation, biological process: transcription preinitiation complex assembly; transcription initiation at RNA polymerase II promoter.
CUAACUGAGCUACACAAAAAAAAAAAAAAUAUAAACAAAAACAACAUGUGACUUUGGAUCUUCUCGCUACUAGCGUCAUCACCGGCAGAAAAACGUACUGACUUGCUCCAUUCUGUGAGCUUCAGUGAAAUUCGAGAGAUUACCCUCCUUAUACACCUCCAUGAUAUAUGUAUGUAGUAUGUUUAACUGUGUAUAACCUUCCGCCAUUAUAUACGAAAAAAAAAAAAAAAAAACCCAGUUGACAACAUACGAAAUAUGGCAACCUCAUCAAGACAUGAUUCAGGAAAAGUGUGCUGCUACUUACAUCCAGAUGCUCCUCUUAUUGAGGAUUAUCGUGCUGGAGAUCAAAUUUGUUCAGAGUGUGGGCUUGUUGUUGGUGACAGAGUGAUUGAUGUUGGUUCCGAGUGGAGAACAUUUAGCAAUGAAAAAUCAGGUGUUGAUCCAUCUCGUGUUGGUGGUCCAGAAAAUCAUCUGUUAAAUGGUUCAGAUUUAUCAACAAUGAUUGGACCAGGUACUGGUGCUGCAUCAUUUGACGCAUUUGGUACAGCAAAAUAUCAAAAUCGUCGUUCAAUGAACAGUUCUGAUAGAGCUCUGACAAACUCUUAUCGUGAAAUAAUAACAAUGGCAGAUCGUAUUAAUCUUACAAAAGCCAUUGUUGAUAGAGCUAAUAAUUUAUUCAAGCAAGUACACGAUGGUAAAAAUUUGAAAGGACGUUCAAAUGAUGCAAUUGCAUCUGCAUGUUUGUAUAUAGCUUGUCGCCAAGAACAUGUACCACGUACAUUUAAAGAAAUUUGUGCUGUUAGUAAAAUAAGUAAAAAAGAAAUUGGUAGAUGUUUUAAAUUGAUAUUAAAAGCACUUGAAACAAGUGUUGAAUUGAUAACAACUGGUGAUUUUAUGUCAAGAUUCUGUUCAAGUCUUGGAUUGAAAAAUAUGGUCCAAAGAGCAGCAGCACACAUUGCAAAAAAAGCUGGUGAUAUUGAUAUUGUUCCUGGUAGAUCACCAAUAUCAGUUGCUGCUGCUGCAAUUUAUAUGGCAUCUCAGGCAUCAGAGGACAAACGAACACAAAAAGAAAUUGGUGAUAUUGCUGGUGUUGCUGAUGUGACAAUCAGACAAUCUUACAAACUCAUGUUUCCACAUGCUGUUAAACUUUUUCCAGAAGAUUUUAAAUUUGUUACACCUGUUGAGCAACUUCCACCUAUGUAAUUUCAUUUACAAAAGCUUAUCUAACAUUCCUUGUACCAACAAGUAGAGCUUGAGUGUCAAAGAAGUAAAACUUGACCAAUUAAAAUAUAUUGUUCUCAGACUGAGGAACAACUUUGUUUAUGUAUAAACAUUAAUAUUAAUGGUAUUUUUAGUUUGUUAACGCUUUAAUUCAACACCAUAAAUUUAAAACAAUCACAUUAAUUAUCGAUACAUAUUGAACAAGCAAUAAUAAUUAAUAAUUCGUUUUCAAGUGUUAAAUGGACCCAUGAUUAACGGUGUUUUCACUAUAAUUAAUUUUUGAUUUAUUUUUCUCACAAUUAAGUGACAAAAAAAAAAAAAGACGAAUCAGUUUGAAGCUGUUUGUAAAUAAUUGGAUUUCUACUCAAUUUUUUUUUAAUUAGGUUGAUUUUUUAAAUGAAAUAAUUUUCUAUGUUGAAAAUUUAUUUUAAUUUUUUUUGUCACGGCUUUUUUUAGAUAAUGAAGUUGUCAAAGUUGACAACUUUUAUACACGAGAAUAGGGCGAAACAAUUUUUUUUUCUUAAACAGCAUAUAGUAGAUUCGUUGUCUACUCGAAAACUUAUUUUUUUCUAUCAAAUUGUAGAUCAGAAAAAAACGAAUAUAAUUUGAAAAAAUAAAUUAUGUUUGCCACG